AUGAAAAGUUUGGCCAAACUUCGAAGCAACACAGAGCAACUACUGACAUCUUUAUCAGACACUCUCCCAUCCCUGGCCCAGAGUAACCAGCACAGGAUCCCAGAAACUAGUGUUGGGAAUCUUUUACUGGAGGAUAAACAGGACUGUUCAAAGACUGGUACAGAAUGUAAGAAUGGAGAACAAAGCUGGAAUGCAAGACCCAAACACAUACCUGAGGGCAAAGAGUCAAACUCGUUGACAGCACUCAGUGAUGUCUCCUUGCAUGCUGACACACCUACAACUCCCAUCUCUAUUGAUGAUCUCUCUCUGGUCUCACCCAGCAUCAGCAUCUGUAAUCAGCCUCUCUCCACUGGUCGGCCAUCCACAACUCCCCAGCUCUCUGUCAAGGCCCUUAAGAGAUGGUUGAGCAGCCCAGUUCGAAAGCUGAGUCUGGGAGGAAGUGGCAAGAGCAAAAAUGUUUCUCAGAGCCUAGAAGGGACAGCCGACAUGUUCCUCCCUCUUUUAUCUACUCAAUGCUCAAUGAGUCCAGCCGUGAAGUCCAAAAAGCUGCCUCGCUCCAACAGAUCUCUGGACUGUAGUGAACUUUCUGGACCAACAUCUCCUGACAGUCCCUAUUACACCAGUUACCUGAAUGGUCUACUGCAGAGCCAUCACUCUUAUAAUAUUCUUCCUGGGAAGAGUGGCUCCUUUGUGACUGAUGAAGCAAAUGUCCAAUCACAGGACCAAGAAGAAAAUGAAGAAGAGAGGAAAGCUGCCUUGGAGAAAAGCAUCUAUGUGCUGACAGAGCUGGUAGAGACGGAGAAGCUCUAUGUGGAGGAUCUGAGGCUGGUAGUUGAGGGUUAUAUGGCCACAAUGAACAGUGUUGGCGUUCCUGAAUAUUUGGAGGGGAAGGAUAAAAUUGUAUUCGGGAAUAUUCAUCAGAUUUAUGACUGGCACAAAGACUUCUUCCUUGGUGAGUUGGAAAAAUGUGUGACUGAACCUGACCUGUUGGCACAACUCUUUAUCAAACAUGAACGGCGGCUCAACAUGUAUGUGGUCUACUGUCAGAACAUGCCAAAGUCAGAGCACAUCGUUUCAGAGUACACUGAGACCUAUUUUGAGGAACUGAGACAACAGCUGGGUCACAGACUGCAGUUAAAUGACCUGCUUAUCAAACCAGUCCAAAGAAUAAUGAAAUACCAGCUGCUGCUAAAGGACUUCUUGAAGUACUACACUAAAGCAGGCAGACAAACAGAAGAGAUUCGGAGGGCAGUGGAGGUGAUGUGUUUUGUUCCGAAGCAAUGUAAUGACAUGAUGAAUGUUGGAAGACUACAGGGAUUUGAGGGCCAGUUGAGGGCACAAGGGAAACUACUGCAGCAGGAAACCUUCACCUUCAUUGAGAAUGAGAACAGCAUCCUCUCCCGUCCCAAAGAGAGACGGGUCUUCCUCUUUGAGCAGCUUGUCAUCCUCAGUGAGCCAAUCGACCGCAAGAAAGGCUUUUCCCUGCAAGGAUACAUCUAUAAAAACAGCAUCAAGGCCCGUUGUUUGGGCAUUGAGGAUCGUUGCCCUGACAACCCAUGUCGGAUGGUAUUGACAUCUCGAAAUGUUGAUGGAAGCAUGCACCGGUUUGUGCUUCAUGCAUCAUCACCAGAAAUCAGACAAUCCUGGGCAAAUUACAUCAUACAGAUUCUGGAGACACAGUGGAACUUCUUAAAUGCCCUGCAGUCUCCUAUUGAAUACCAGAGGCAAGAAAUUAAAUCCCUUAGUCUUGGAAAGAACAUGACAACAUCACCUUCGCUGAACUCUAGCCUACGACCCAAUAACUCUGCCUCCAUAGACCGACAGCGUCUCCCCUGCAUGCGCUCCUUGAAUUCUGCAAACCCCUCUGUACCUCACUGA
This is a messenger RNA of Xyrauchen texanus (razorback sucker), 1878 nucleotides long. RefSeq names its product Rho guanine nucleotide exchange factor (GEF) 25b (gene arhgef25b). The transcript is spliced from 15 exons. Lineage: Eukaryota; Metazoa; Chordata; Actinopteri; Cypriniformes; Catostomidae. Gene Ontology annotation, cellular component: cytoplasm; plasma membrane. The record is from RefSeq and is a predicted model, not a curated record. Bases 1 to 1878 code for a protein of 625 amino acids. Gene Ontology annotation, biological process: axon guidance. Gene Ontology annotation, molecular function: guanyl-nucleotide exchange factor activity.